Messenger RNA from Drosophila subpulchrella, 867 nucleotides. RefSeq names its product circadian clock-controlled protein daywake-like. The transcript is spliced from 3 exons. Lineage: Eukaryota; Metazoa; Arthropoda; Insecta; Diptera; Drosophilidae. The record is from RefSeq and is a predicted model, not a curated record. The coding region runs from base 193 to 849 and encodes 218 amino acids.
AGUUGAUCGUCCACCACUGAAGGCACUAGAAGUGCACUUAGAAUACUAGUAGCUCAAAAUAUACAGGAAUGCGCGAUAUAAUAAUCACUCUGCUGCUCCUGCAGAUCAUCGGAUCGUUGCAGGGCCAGAUGCUACGUAGCGAAGGAAAUUAAGAAGUGUCGCUUUGGUGAAUCUCAGUGCAUCGUGGAUUCGAUGAACUUGUUGAUAAAGAAGUUUCCAAGGGGAAUACCGGCGCUGGGAAUGAAACCCAUCGAUGUGGUGGACAUCAAAAACUCAAAAUUCUGGAACGAUGAGAAGGUUGGUGCGUUCUGGCUCGAUUUCGAUUUGUUUAAUCAAGUGAACUAUGGCUUCGAGAAUACGACAAUCACAAAGGUAAGUGGGUUCGAUGAGAAUCCCACCUCAAGCCUGAUCGAAAUACACGGCCGGAUACCCAGUCUUAUCCACAAGGGCAGCUACUACUCUCAAGGAAGAGUGUGGAUUGUUAAGCUGAAUUCCACGGGAGAAUCCUUUUCGGACUUCCAAAACUUUCGCUUUGUACUCAAGCUAAAAGUUAUCAUGGAGUAUCGGAAUAACAAGCGCUAUUUGAAGAUCUACGAGCUAAAUCCCUUUGUCAAUAUGGAUCGGUGGGUCUUUUGGCUGGACAACUUUUUCGAAUCGAACACGGAUAUGACGAUAGCCAUAAACCAGGUGUUCAAUCUGCACUGGGUGGAGUUUUGGAACGAGCUAGAGCCGACAAAUCUGAAAAUAUUUGCUAGUGUCUUCCGAGAUAUAUUUGAAGAUAUCUUCAAAAAGGUCUCCUACGAUGAUAUGUUUUUGCCGGUUCCCAAAGACUCCGAAGUAAAUGAUUAAAAUCGUCAUAAGUUAUUA